This is a messenger RNA of Cladocopium goreaui, 1301 nucleotides long. NCBI's taxonomy places the organism in Eukaryota, Dinophyceae, Suessiales, Symbiodiniaceae. The record is from the annotation of a GenBank genome assembly.
AUGCCCGAGCUGCUUCAGGCACAUUUGCUUGGUAAGCCACCACGACCCGUUCGCACACGCAGCGCGUCAUCCCAUACACAGGAAAGGGGAUUGCGAUCGCAGGCUGCGGAGCCUUGCAGGAGUGCUCCAUCCGCCGGAUUCCGACAUGCAGAACUUGACUACGAUGAAAAGCUUCGAAGACAUCAGGCCUCCUUGUCCCUUGCGCAGCGGAUGGGUCUUGUGGCUGAACCAGCACAACCUCUGACGAGCGUGCAAUGGGAGCAUGUCAAACAUGCAUCUGAUUCUCGGCAAGAUAGCGAAGUGCCAUGCAGUAUUUGUCUGGAGGACUUUCGAACGCGACCCCAGGUGAUACUCAGCUGCAGCCACGUUUUUCAUGGUGAGUGCUUGCGCAGCUUUGAGAGGUUUGCAGGAAAAAGACAUUGCCCUCUUUGUCGAUGUCCCUACUUUGAUGCGACCAUUCAUCAUUCAGGACUCAUGGUUUGGCGGAAGAAAUGCGCUAGCCGUAUCCAGCGAGCAUGGCGUGGCUAUACCAGCCGAAAGGAGCUUUUCAACGAGCUACGAGAUCCCAACAUUCGCAAAGAAGCUCCUGCAUUGCAUCGGCGCUGUUGUGGCAAAGCGCUUCAGGCCCUUGGUGGCAAGUUGGAGAAAGCCUGCGAGGACCAUGAAGAUGCCUUGGAAAGGUUCCUCCAGGAGUUGGAUGGAAGCGUGGCACAGAGUUCUGCCCUGAUUCGUGAGGGUCUGUGUGGCUUUGAGCAACUCCACUCAGGCAUGGUGGCGCCUCUUCCAGCUGCUUCUUCGAACCAAGAGGCAAUGUCGAAAGAUUGCGCUCAAGCUGAAGAAGGUCCGAAAUGGUCAUGGUCAACAGCUCGAAAAGCUGCACGAAGUCGGGGAGAAGAAGUCGACUGUCCAAUUUGCUUUCAACCCUGCCACUUGGCAGACCGACAAAGUGAUCGGGUGGAACUGCUAUCGUGUUCGCACGUCUUUCAUCGCUGCUGCAUUAUGUCUUUCGAGUCCUUCCAUGUCUUUGAGGUACAUUUGUGCCCAGUUUGCCGCCAGACUUACGACCGACGUCCCUGGAAUUAUGAGGCACAAGCAAAACCACCUCGACCUGUCGUUGACAAAGAUCUUCCACACCGACUCAGAAGUGUUCCCAAACCUGGUCCACGGGCUCCAAGGCUGAACUACAGAGCCCUCCAUUGAAAGAAGCCGCUGCCUGUCCAAAGCAGAUAGGAGCUUUGCGGAUUGCCCACAAGCGGCAGCCUGACAAGAGGCCAAAGGAGCCUGCAAACAAAGCUUGAAAA